CAUUGUCUUUUUCGCAGCCAUUUUAAUUUCAUUCAUUGGAUUUUACUGUUUUGGAUUUUUUGACGACGAAGUUGUGUCAGUUAUUGUGUUUUAACGGGUAAUGUUAAACAAAACGUGAAAAUUAUUGAUCACAACGACUUCGAUACGAACAAGUUACAUUUAUAGUAUCUACGCAAUAGUUUGUAAAACCUGUAACAUAAUUUUGUUAUGAAUCGUUAAACAUCCUUGGAAUCUCAUAUACCUAUUGAAAGUAGUGUAAAUUGUUGCAAACAUGGAAUCUCCAAGACAGUCAGAUUCUGAUACUGUGGAGUAUUGGAAGAAACAAGCAAAGCAUUAUGAACAAAAGGUCAUCGAUUUACAACAAGAAUUGGACGAUUACACCGAAAACUCAGCACAACUUGAAAAAGAAUUAGAAGCAUCAUUAGUACAAGUUGAGAAACAAAACAGAGAUCUUGAACAUCAAAAUCAACGAUUGAAAAAUGAAAUUGAAAUGUUAAGGAACAAAUUGGAGAGAAGUCAGCAUGAAACAAAUGCCUUAGAGAAUGAACUUCAAGCAUUAAAAAUAGAUAAGGAUAAACAAGGAGUGUAUAUCAGAGAGCUAGAACAAAAAAAUGAUGAUUUGGAGAGAGGUCAGAGAGUAAUAUCAGAAUCAGUGUCAUACAUUGAAUCACUGUUAAACCAAGCAUACGAAAGAAAUGCUGUCCUGGAGAGUGAGGUUGAUGAAGUGGAGACUUUGAGGAUCAGACUGCAAAGAGCAACAGAUGAAGCUAGAGAUCUGAAGCAAGAACUGAAGGUAAUGGAAAAGGUUCCCAAACCAAAGAAGGGAGAUGACAGUACACUUGAUAGCUCCUUAGUCAACGGACAUAUCUCGAACCCAACUCGGACUCAAGUUGAAAUAGAAACACAAACUUCUCUGAUGUCACCACAAAAACGUGAAAUAAAUGGCAACGGAAUGACACCAUCGUCUCGGGUAACGGCCAUAAAUAUAGUUGGCGAUUUACUACGCAAAGUGGGGCUUGAAAGGUUUCUUUGCCGUGAAUGUGGUAAGAUAAAAUGCUCCUGUGACACGCCUGCAGCUGCUUCUCAAAUAACUACGCCGAGCGACUCCACCGCCACAGAGAAUGGAUUGACUAGCAAUGACGUUGAUACUGGCGGUCCUGUCGAGUACAGGACCCCCAAAGUACAAUAUGUACGAUCGCAUUCAGGAUCUGAACGUAGUUCUAUAGUAAAGAACUCACCUGUUUUAACAAAACGCGCAUCCGAACAACCGUUCGUGCGUUCCACACAAGCAGAGAAUGGGAAAUUAAGAAGAUCAUUUGCCGUACGGUCUCGAGAGGGCUUAGAGAACUUGUUAAGUUUUGCUUCUAUUAGAAAGGGGCAUGAUCAUUCAAAGAAAGCUUUGGAAUCAAAGUUAGCGUCGUGUCGCGGUACAGUUAGACCUAAAGAACAUUCACCAAAUUCAGCCUCGGAUGUGAAUAAGGACUACAGGUGUGUACUCAAGAACUAGAUACGUCCAUCAUAUCAUCACUUCUGUAUCGUGACGUGCCGCCCGCGCCCGCGCCGCAGCGUUUAGCUUCUAACAUAGUGUGAUACUAUAUCGAGCGAAUCUUCAAACAUCGCUUAUCUUGCUGAUCAUAAUGAAUUCAACUCGAGUACUGUGAUCAUAAUCACAAUUUUCCUAAUUUUACUAAUAUCUGUGAUGAUAAUGAAAUAGUUAAGGAUCGGUAUAUCUAUGUGAACGGUUUUGGCCUACCCACCGGAGGACUAGCACUGUGUGAAUUACAUACCGCACACCAUGUAGUUAUUAGCUUCACGAAACAUGUGUUGUUUCUAUAAUAAAUUAAUGAUAAUAAAAAUUAAUGCGUCCAUCUUAAAAACAAAAAAAAAACUAAAAUGUGUUAGUUUACCGUGUCUUUCGGUAAUAUAGAUCUGUUCGAAUUCACUUCAGAAUGAAUAGUUAUUGUUAUAAUAUUGAGUUAAUGUCUAAAAUAAUUAUCACUUGAGUGCACGUUUUCUCGGUGUAAAUUUUAGGAGCUAUUGGACUCACCUUUACAUUACUACAUUAAAUAAAAAAAAAGAUACUUUAGUCUAUUGGUGGACAAAAAUAUUUUCGAAUGAUAUUUAUGUAAAUAGUAGGUAAAGAGGUAUGAAUGAAAUUGUUAAAAUUUAAAAUAUUAAAAAUUUAUCAGUAAAAUUUGCAAUGACAUUAUUUAUAAAUCUAUGUAUGUAAUAUGUAUUGUAUAAUAUGUAUUUUGUACUUGCAUAAUAGUUAUAUAUUUAUAAAGAUGCUAUCAAAUCUAUGUAUUCGACAAUACAUGAGAAUAUUAUUAUUAUAGCAAUAAAUGUUUAAGUUAGAUUUCUUCGUAUCUGUUCUGUAUCGCCAUGAGGUACUAUAUUAAUAUGAGGAUUUUUACAAUAUCGACAAGAAUAAUUUAAUAACAACAUUCUAAUAAUAUAAUCAGGUGCUCAAUACACAAUUAGUUAAAUACUUAGAACUGGAACGAUUUGAAUACUAUUUUUAAGAAUUCGUUUGAUUUUAUAUAGAUUUUCGAUAAUGAUUGUAGGUGUUGCAGAAAUAAUUUCGUGACUAACCAUAAUUAUUAUUGGGCAAUAAUUGCAUGAGUGUAUCACUACAUUGUUCUUAGCAUGCACUAAUGAUUGUGUUAAGUGUUCGUCAUUCCCUUAAUAUGUAUAGAGGGCGUACGGAUCGCUGUCAUGGAAACUAAAACCAAACAUUCAGUAGGCACUCAUACAGUUCUAAUAUAUUGUUUGUACAUGUCUUUAAGUAACGUUUUGUAAAGGAACCCCGUUUUGUUUUUUACUAAAUCCGGGAUCAACAUCAAAAUUCCCUCAUCGCGCAUGUUUUAUCGGUGUUGCGACGAUGACGUCAUCUUACUUUGCUAGGCCAGUAGGCCAUCAAUGAGAUAACAACUAGAUUAAAAUGCACUUAGAUAACAAACAAAAUUAUCGAUAACAGUAACAAAUUAAUAUGCAUGGCCCAUUCCACAAUUAAUAAUUUCAUUUAAAUUAGUUAUAAUUACAUAUUUUUUCAUGUAAAGCUCACAUCAAUAGGCUGUAGUUCUAGUUUCCAUAACAGUGUUCCACGUGCAGUGUAUAACAUUUCUUUGUAUUUGGCAUUGUUAUCACCAAGUUAAUAAAAGAUCAUUCUAAUCUAAUUGAAUAUUUCUUAGGAUAACAAGCUUGGUACAAAAUAAUUGUAUUAAUUUAAUAUUAUGACGAGAAAGUCGUGUCUUGCCCUAAACACUUAGUAUACAAGUAGCAGCAACUUUGGUUUUCAAUUACAAUUUCACUACAUUCUAUCAUUCAUUAUUAACUAAACUAAUAAAACGAGAGAAUAUGAAAUGAAAACAAAUGACUGUAGGUAGAAUUUGUAAUUUUCAAUAAUAUUUCUGCUAUAUAAUCUCAACACUGUGUUUACAAUAACAUAUAACUGUUACAAAAUAGCCCCAAACAAAAAUAGUGUGUAAUUAGAAACUCACAAUGUAAUGUACCUCUAAAGUUGAUUUAUUUGAGGUCUUAAAUAAAUAAUAAUGUAUUCUAAAUUGUUCUAAAUAGUAAAAUCUACAGAUUUAGUUGGUCGAAACAAUGGUUUGUCAAUUGCGUAAUGUUACUCAAAUGUAUUUGCCCAGUUUGCUGCAAAUAGUUUUAAGUAUUUAGCAUUUAUACGUUCACGCGUGUGGUGACCAAACAACUUUUUAUUUUUUACGCAAUAUGAAAUAUGGAACGAUAAUAAAGUACGUCAAAAAACGGAA
Spodoptera frugiperda (fall armyworm) is the source of this 3773-nucleotide messenger RNA. Its product is annotated as nuclear distribution protein nudE-like 1. Gene Ontology annotation, biological process: cell migration; chromosome segregation; microtubule nucleation. Gene Ontology annotation, molecular function: microtubule binding. Gene Ontology annotation, cellular component: centrosome; kinesin complex; kinetochore. The record is from RefSeq and is a predicted model, not a curated record. NCBI's taxonomy places the organism in Eukaryota, Metazoa, Arthropoda, Insecta, Lepidoptera, Noctuidae.